Messenger RNA from Cydia pomonella (codling moth), 1341 nucleotides. RefSeq lists its product as uncharacterized. Gene Ontology annotation, biological process: DNA replication, removal of RNA primer. The transcript has a single exon. Gene Ontology annotation, molecular function: nucleic acid binding; RNA-DNA hybrid ribonuclease activity. The coding region runs from base 210 to 1166 and encodes 318 amino acids. The record is from RefSeq and is a predicted model, not a curated record. Lineage: Eukaryota; Metazoa; Arthropoda; Insecta; Lepidoptera; Tortricidae.
CUGACAAGUAUGUUCUUAAAUUAGUUAGUCGUGGUAACGAAGUAAUUUAUAGAUACUUAAAUAAUAUCAAUAUUCCAAAUUAUAAUUUAAUACCGUUUCCUAAUUCUUCUUCCAUAAGUGAUGUUAUAACUUAUUUAAACUUUGAAUUUCAAGAUAUAGUGUAUUGGUCUAAUUUGCUUCCCUGUUUUGAACAUGAUUACAAUGAUAUUAUGCGAGACGUGGUUGUUGAACUGGUCAAAUUUGAAUCGAAAUAUGACUUUUUGGAGUUUCUUGAUGAUAAGACUGAUUUUGUUAAGUUAUAUACUGACGGCUCUAAAACUAAAGAUAGGACCAGUUUUGCAUUUUUUGACUCUUUUUUGAACAUAGGAAAAGUUUUUGAAUGUAGUAGUUAUUUUUCAGUAUUUUCAGCUGAAGUAUUAGGCAUAAUUUAUGCUUUAGAACAUAUUCGUAAUUAUUAUAUAACUAAAAAUAAGUUUUUGAUUCUAUCUGAUUCGAUGAGCGCUUUACAAGCGCUUAAAAGUAAAUGUGUAAGUGCAUCUGUAAAUUAUUUAAUUUAUAAGUUGAGAAGUUGUUUAAGUUCUUUGUUGAAUAGAAAUAUUACUGUUGAAUUUUGCUGGGUUCCGGGACAUUCAGGAAUUUUUGGCAACGAACUAGUAGACAAGCUUGCCAAAUCUACAGAAGAUAUACAAGUUUGUGAUUUAAAAGUACCUCAAUCCGAUUUAGUACCUUUUGUUAAAGAACUUAUGAUUAGACGUUGGAAUAACUCAUGGUCUAAAUCCAAAGAAGUCAAAGGGAAAUGGCUUGCAGAAAUAGUCCCGGCACCCAGCUCCAAGUCGUGGUUUGAAUACCAAAGAAAAUAUGUAGAAAGGGCAUUUAUUACAACUAUAUGUAGAUUGCGCAUUGGUCAUGCUCGUUUUCCCGCACAUCUUUUUAGAUUAGAGCUAAGUGAUUCUGCUGUUUGUGCACAUUGUAAUUUUGAUGUAUGUGAUCUUGAACAUAUUUUUUUCCAUUGUCCUUCAUUUAAUUUACAAAGGUUAUUGUUUGUUGCUAUGUGUAUGGAUACUGGUUUGCAAGUUCUGCCAAAUUCAGUACAGGGCCUUAUGAAAUAUCCACAAUUAUAUCCUGUAAUCUAUCAAUUUGUUACUCAUACUAUAGGUAGUUUGUAAAUAUUGUAAAUAUCUCAUGUAACUAUUAGAUUCGUGUCUCAUUUUUAUGUGAAUUAGUUAUAAGUACUUAUGUUACUUUUGUAUUUCAUGCUUGAGCUGAUGGCCUAGUUGCCAAUGCUCGUAAUAAAUUAAAAAAAAAAAAAAAAACAUGCGUGAAAAAAGUUUUCAUUUACCG